This is a messenger RNA of Pelobates fuscus (common spadefoot toad), 2218 nucleotides long. Its product is annotated as potassium voltage-gated channel subfamily A member 5-like. Gene Ontology annotation, cellular component: intercalated disc; voltage-gated potassium channel complex; membrane. The record is from RefSeq and is a predicted model, not a curated record. NCBI's taxonomy places the organism in Eukaryota, Metazoa, Chordata, Amphibia, Anura, Pelobatidae. The coding region runs from base 388 to 1938 and encodes 516 amino acids. Gene Ontology annotation, biological process: potassium ion transmembrane transport; protein homooligomerization. Gene Ontology annotation, molecular function: protein binding; delayed rectifier potassium channel activity. The transcript has a single exon.
GGCUCUGCUCUGCUGAUACUUUCUGACUUGCUCUUCGCAUAGAUAGCUUUAUUAAUCCCAGAGCCAGUCCUGCAUUGCUCCCCCCUCUCUGUGCCUGGGAUCUGGGACAUGCUGCACAAUGAAUGGGAAAAACAGCAGCCGCAGCUUUAGCUGGCUAAGAGGGAGGAUGGGGGCACUGCCAUGGCACUCAGCACAACCAGCAGGAGGGAUCUGCCUCAAAUCCCCAGGGCACCAUCUUGGCUGAACGAUUGCAGCCAAGGGAGAGGAGGGGAAGACAGUGGGGGAAGCUGCCAGCAGCGACCACAGCAACAGCAGCAAUAUCUGCCACUAGGGACCAGCUGAGAAGGAGGAGGUGGAGGUGUGGGCGACUGCUUGCACAGCAGCGACAUGAUCAUGAGCCAUCCUAAUAGUAACAUCAAGGACUGUGACAUCCAGCUGGAUGAAGAGGACCUCCAUGCCCACCCUCACCAUCACCCAGAGGAAGACGAGGAGUCCCAUCACCACUGUGACAUGGGCACAUUGGACCAUGACCGCAACCACAGGGUCAUCAUCAACAUUGCUGGCCUGAGGUUUGAGACACAGCUGUCUACUCUCAACCAGUUCCCAGAUACUUUGCUAGGAGACCCGGAAAAAAGAAUGAGGUUUUUUGACCCCCUGCGGAAUGAAUAUUUUUUUGAUCGUAACAGACCUAGUUUUGAUGGCAUCCUUUACUUCUACCAGUCUGGUGGUAAGAUCAGACGGCCAGUAAAUGUCUCCAUCGACGUCUUUGCGGAUGAGAUCCGUUUCUAUGAGUUGGGGGAGGAGGCCAUGGAGAGGUUUAGGGAAGAUGAGGGGUUCCUGAAGGAGGAUGAAAAACCUCUUCCCAAGAAUGAGUUUCAACGCCAGGUUUGGCUGAUCUUUGAGUAUCCAGAGAGCUCUAGCUCUGCCCGAGGUAUUGCCAUAGUCUCUGUGCUUGUUAUCCUCAUCUCUAUAAUCACCUUCUGUCUGGAGACCCUGCCAGAAUUCAGGGAUGAAAAUGAGUUGCCUCCACCGCUGUCCAGGGUGCUGAAUGAUACCCAGCCCCCUCCUCCUCCUCUUAGCGGCCUCACAGACCCCUUCUUUAUAAUUGAGACUACCUGUGUCAUCUGGUUCACAUUUGAACUCCUGGUCAGGUUCUUCGCCUGCCCCAGCAAGUCUCAUUUCUCUAAAAACAUAAUGAACAUCAUUGACAUUGUGGCUAUAAUCCCUUAUUUUAUCACUCUAGGGACAGAAUUGGCAGAACAGCAGACCAAUAAUGGGCAACAGGCCAUGUCUCUGGCCAUCCUGAGGGUAAUCCGACUGGUGCGGGUCUUCAGGAUUUUUAAACUGUCCAGGCACUCUAAGGGUCUCCAGAUACUUGGACAGACUCUGAAAGCCAGUAUGAGGGAGCUCGGCCUCUUAAUCUUCUUCCUUUUUAUUGGUGUCAUCCUCUUUUCCAGUGCAGUGUACUUUGCAGAAGCCGAUGACCCAGAUUCCCAUUUUUCAAGCAUCCCUGAUGCCUUUUGGUGGGCUGUGGUCACUAUGACAACUGUAGGCUAUGGGGACAUGAGGCCAGUAACCGUUGGAGGUAAAAUCGUAGGGUCUUUGUGUGCCAUAGCCGGAGUGCUGACUAUUGCAUUGCCAGUACCUGUCAUUGUGUCCAACUUUAAUUAUUUCUACCAUCGAGAAACCGACCAUGAUGAACAGGUGAUCCUGAAAGGAGAGCCAGACAGUGGACAGGGGAGCUGUGUGGAGGACCUUAAAGGAAGUCCCAGCAAAUCCUCUCUCACCAAGUCUGGGGUACACUUAGAGAACCUAGAAGGCAUGAACAAUGGAGGUGGCACCUUAGAAAAAUCCAACAUUAAAGCAAAGAGCAACAUGGAUCUUAAGAAGUCUCUGUAUGCUCUGUGUUUGGACACCAGCAGGGAAACAGAUCUGUAGGAGCUAACAACAUAAAUCAGAUAAGAACUAUCAAAGGAACCCCGACCGUUCAGCCUCUGAGCAGUGCUUUCUGCCUGAGAUCAUCUCGUUACUAAUCCUUACAGUAUUUCAAGUCAUGCGUAUAUAUUUUAUAACUAGUAACUGUGACGUGUCUUGGAGUGAAACUUUACCCCACUCCUCCAUUUGAAAUAAAAGAUAAUAUAUUUUUUAAAGUUCAGCAUAAAUGUAGCUAAGAACAGGGACCAAAAUAUACCCGAUUUAAUGUUUGUACAAUGAGCUU